This is a messenger RNA of Mobula hypostoma (lesser devil ray), 9783 nucleotides long. It is a transcript of the gene ccdc78, whose product is annotated as coiled-coil domain containing 78. The record is from RefSeq and is a predicted model, not a curated record. Gene Ontology annotation, biological process: microtubule-based movement. Gene Ontology annotation, cellular component: cytoplasm. The transcript is spliced from 25 exons. The coding region runs from base 677 to 3397 and encodes 906 amino acids. Lineage: Eukaryota; Metazoa; Chordata; Chondrichthyes; Myliobatiformes; Myliobatidae. Gene Ontology annotation, molecular function: microtubule motor activity; ATP binding; microtubule binding.
UCUUCUUGUGGGGGAAAUGACCCAAGCCGCGCCCAACACAACACUGAUUUCUUACCUGGUGUUCCAGCUGGAGGAAGGUGACAGUCACGGGCUGACUGUGUGCAGAAAUCUGCUUUAAACAAACAAGGAGAUUGACAACAAAACGAUUAUAAUUAAGAACAUAACUUCAAAUAAAGGAGGUGAACACGAGGAAAUCUGCAGAUGCUGGAAUUUCAAGCAACACACAUAAAGGUUGCCGGUGAACACAGCAGGCCAGGCUGCAUCUCUAGGAAGAGGUACAGUCGACGUUUCGGGCCGAGAACCUUCGUCAGGACUAACUGAAGAAAGAGCUGGCAGCCACGAAACAAAGAAGCCCAAUAGAAUCCAUUAAAGAAUGAAUAGAUCGUCAAACAGCCAAUGUGCAGGAGGAGAAGACAAAUCAUGCAUUGGGAUUAUGGAUCAUCCUGACUAGAGGGCGUCAGUGAGCAGCUAAACCUGCAGUAAUUGGACUGGGCUGGAUUUCUUCCUCUGAGACCAGGAGGUGGUGCACUCUCUCUCUCUCUUUCUCUCUUCCCGCGUUGCCAGGGGAACAGCAGAACACAUUUUACAUAUUGCAGUGACAGAAAGCCAGAGAAUAAGAGACAACAACUUGAAACUUCUGCAAACAGUGGAAUGUUUAGGUCUUAAAGGCUACAGAAUGAAUAUUGAAGUGGUGGGCCGGAUCCGACCAGCCCGCAGACCAGAACAAGGCCACAGUCUGCAGAUCUCAUCAGAAGGCAAGACCAUUUACACAGCCUUAGGAGGAGCAUCCUGCAGUUUCCAGGAGGUCUUUGACCAGAGGGUCUCCACUCGGGAGGUAUUCAGCAGGACUGUGGAGCCCCUGCUCAACGUGUUCACGGAAGGAAUGAACGCCUGUGUUGCCGUAUUUGGUGAAUCCAACUCCGGGAAGUCAUACACAUUGAUUGGAGAAAAGAAUGACCGAUUUGCAAUCAUCCCCCUAACGAUUGAUUACAUCUUUGGUAAAUCAAAAUUGCAAAAUUUACAGGUCACUGCAACCCGGACUCUAUCGAUGUCUAUGUAUGAGAUUUAUGCUGAGGGGCUGAAGGAUUUGUUACAUUCCAGUGGAUUGGACCCUGCUACUCUAAAGCUAGCAUGCACUGCCCGGGAGGGCACUUUCAUAAAGGGAUUGAACCGUAUCACCGUCUCCUCAGCAGCAGAUGCCACCACCGUUAUCCGGCAAGGUUGGGCACGUCGCACGGGGGCUGUGACGGACUUUGGACCUGCAGCCAACCAUUCCACUGUUGUGACGCAGCUGAACCUUCUGGUGCAAGACCAAAACAAGCUCCAUCCAACCAAGUCAACCCUGCAGAUUAUUAAACUACCAGGAGCAGAGGGGCUGGCAGAAGACAAGAACGCUUUGCACUUUCAGGAAGCGUCGCUGCUUAACAAGCCACUUCUUGCCUUCUUGCAAGUGGUGAAUGAUCUGGCCAGUUCACCACAUCCAGACAGAGUUAUUAACUACAGUGAAUCCAAACUAACUCAGCUGACCCAAGAUGCGUUUGGAGGGAACUGCAAGACUCGGGUUAUUUGCUGCCUGCCCCCUAAUCCAGACCCGCAGCAUCUUUCGGCCGUCCUACGAACGUGUGCCUCCCUCUCUCAAGUGAAAAAUUUCCCUGUGUUAAAUGACCACUUUGUUGAGUCACUGCUGACCCAGUACCGGGCACGGAUCUCAGUGCUACUACACCAGUCUGGCGAGGAUAUGAGCACCACGUCUGGGAGUGAGAAAACCAAUGACCUCAAGGAUCAGAUUCGACGACUGACUAAUGAAAAUGUACAUCUUCAUGACAAGAAUGAACGAUUAUACUCCAAGCUAGGAGAGCUCCAGGGAAAGAUGGGACAACUAGCCGGGUCGAAGACCGACCUCUCAUCCAAGCUGAUCUUUAGUGAGGAGGAGAAACUGAAGAUUUCCAAGGACUUGAUUGACCUGCAGAUUCAGACAAACAAGAUUCGAGAACAAUACGAAGCUGAAAACUUUGAACUUAAGAACAAGAUUUUAAUUCUUGAACACAGAACAGUGGAACUGGAAGGGCAGAAAAACAGAUGUGUGAAUGAUUAUGAGGUGGCGAGGAAUCAGCUGAAGGCGCUUGAGAAAAAUCGUCAGGAAUUGGCAGAUGAAUACAUUGCCCUGAAGAGCAAUUAUCUGGCACUAAGAAAACGGCAUGAAAAUGAGGUUGCCAGAAAUGAUGAACUGAGCAUGGAGCUCCUGAACUUGGCCAACUCCAGGAAUUCCCUGAUCAGAGAACAGGACCAGUAUGUGAAAUCCCGAGCCAUCUAUGACGAAGCUGCAGAAGAGCUGAGCAGAGUGAAGGACCUUGUGGCUCGGCUCAGCAACGAGAAGAACGAAGAGGUUAAGGAAUACGAGCAUUCCAAGCUUGAGAGAUAUUUGUUAGGAAACCAGGAUCAAAUCAAAGAACAAAUAGAAGAAAUGAAGCAAAACCAUGCAAAGCAGCAAAAUGCAAUGGAAGAACAGAUUGUUAAGCUGGGCAAAGAACUUCAAGAGGCCAAAAGGGCUAUUCGAAACACACAGCACAGACUGGCAGAGCAGACAGCGGCAUUGCUGAGUUCUCAGAGUCAACUGAAAGAGAUGCAAACCGAGAACUCCCAGCUGCAGCUCCGACUGAAAGAACUAAGUGAAGAAUAUCGCAUGCGACUUGUCCGCUACAUUGAAGAUGUUACUGACUAUUUGGAUAAUUCAGUGAAGCCUAGCAAUGAUGACACUGAACCCUCAACAGACCCACCUCACCUGAAGAAGUUUGUGGACAGCAUGCUCAAGGACAUACGAUCUGUCUACAGAUCGCGAGAGGAACAGCUGGCUACGGCAGCCAGAAGUUACAAGAAAAGGAUGCAGGACGUGUUCAAGAAACAUGAAUAUCUCCUGAUCGCAUACAGAAUGCAGCGGGAACAGAUUUUAUCAUUGGGCAACAAGGAACUGGAUCCUGGUCCUUCAGAAAUAACCUUUGCCAUCACUUACAGUGAACUUCUGAACCAUCAGAGUCAGGAGAUGAACAGAUUACGCGAGGAUAAAGCUCGCCUGGAAGGACAACUCCGAGACCUUCAGGAGAAGAUAAGACUCGGUGGGAGUUCUGCACCGGCUGCAUCUUCCUUUGUAUUGGAAACUGGUGGCAAAUCUGAUAAUGAAGGCUGGAGUGAACUAAAGAAACAGCUGAGAGAGUUCACGUUUACCACACAGGAAGAAUUGGAACGUGAGCGCGCUGAGUUGAAUUCGCGGGUCAUCAUUGCAGAGGAGCAGCUGGCUGAGCUGCAGGAAUAUGUGGACAAGCACCUAGGCAGGUACAAGCAAGAAAUUACUCGCCUCAGAAAACUUGUUGGAAAUGAAGAAUCAAGAGGUCAACGCUAGGAGCCUCCACAGAAAUCACACCAGAACCUCAGAUAUGAAAAAUAGUAAAGUAACUCCUAAUGUUGUCAGCAAUUUUCUGAAUGGUUAUUUCAAGGCACUGGAAAUAUUAGGAUUAGUGAAUUUACAUAGUAAUGCAUUUAUCAUGGCAUUGUUAUAAAAUAAGAUUAAUACUUCCUACCCAUAGACUACCCAUUAAUAAGUUCCCACAGACUUACAAACAAAUUGACCAUAUAUAGGCAGAGAGAAAGCCAUUCAGGAACACAGGCCGAUUGUAUGUACACUUAGUGGCCACUUUAUUAGAUACAGGAGGUACCUAACAAAGUGCCACUAGGUGUAUUCCUGUACGUUCAUGGUCUUCUUCUGCUGUAGCCCAUCUGCUUCAAGGUUCAAUGUGUUUUGUGUUCAGAGAUGCUCCUCUGCCCACCACUGUUAUAGUGCAUAGUUAUUUGAGUUACUGUCAAAGUCCUGUCAGCUUGAACUAGUCUGGCCAUUCUCCUCUGAUCUCUCUCAUUAAUAAGGUGAUUUUGCCCUUAGAACUGCUGCUCACUGGAUGGUGUUUUUUUUUCCCAUACCAUUCUCUCUAAACUAGGCACUGCUGAUCUCCUGUUUCAGAGAAUCUCAAGCUACCCUGUCUGGCACCUACAACCAUUCCACAGUCAGUCACUUAGAUCACAUUUCUUCCCUAUUCUGAUGUUUAGUCUGAACAACAACUGAACCUCUUAACCCUGUCUGCAUGCUUUUAUGCAUUAAGUAGCUGCCACAUGAUUGGAUGAUUAGAUAUUUGCAUUAACGAGAUGUACGGGUGGUUACUGAGUGUUUAUCAUAAUUGUACUUACCAAAUUUGUUUCCUUAAGCCUUAAUCUUCUUACCUCUCAAAAUGCUAUCAAUCUCAUUUCUGAAAUGUUCAAUUAAUCCCCAGCAUCUUCAACUUUCUCGGAAGAGAGUUUUCCAGAGGCAUUCCCAAUGCUUUUUAAUCACUUCUGAAUCGGUAUGGUUCACUUCUUAAUUGGUUUGAUUGGUGUGGUAUGGAUUGGACUCAUUUUUAGAGGGCCCUGCAGUUCACGUUAUGUGUGUUUCUGGUUUCCGGUUACAUCUUUUAUAUUGCUAUUUUCCCCAUGAUUUUGAUCAGGACACUUCGACGCAGACUGGUUCUGCGGCCUACAUUUAAUGAAUGACAAGCGCUAAAUUGAACUGAACAGAACUACACUGAACAUUCCUAGACUACUUCAAGAACUCUGCAGUUUGAUGUUUAAUAUUCUGGGUGUUAUUCACUCAUUUGUUGCUGUUUGUUCUUUUUAUUGUACAUUGGGUGUUUGAUGGUUUCUUUGACCAGGUUCCAUGGUGUUUCUUUGUUUUGUGGCUGCCUGUGGGAAAAGAAAUCUCAGGGUUGUAUACUGCAUACAUACUUUGACAAUGAAUGAGCUUUGAAUAUUUGCACUUUGAUUAGUCCCACAUUCACAGAUGGUGAUGCAGGAUUCUGAACAUAUUGAAUGAUGAGUUGUACUUAAUCUCCUUUGUUAAUGUCAGUCAUUUAAAAAGCACCUUUGGAGUAUUUGAAAAGCAUUCGUUAAAAGAUAAUGUCUGAAUUAAAUAAUUUCUUUCUGAAAUGUAUUAUCAAAUUAAGCCUUUAUUCAGCUUGACGCAUUUUUCUGCCUCACUGCCUUUAACAAGUUUACAUUUAGAAUAAUAGACAACUUGAAGUCAUUACGGCAUUGCAGACAUCUUGAAUGGUUCACACUGAGUCACAAGAUACAAGCAAUUUAUGCUCGAUUCCAGAAUGAAAUCAAUCCAUUCUUCUCUGUCAUAUCCCAACAAAUUGAGGCUAUUUCAUAAUUAUUUUAGUUCAUUUUUGGUGGAUAUUGACAUUAUACAACAAUGCUAAUUUGUCCAAUUAAGGAAUAAUUAUAUUGAAUUUUUCAAUUCUACAACUGACUCAAGGGAAUAGUAUAACAUGUGUCAUAUAAUUAAUAGAUUGCAAAAGCAAUUACAGUUGCUGUUGUGCUAGGUUUUUCUCCUGAAUACAAAAAUGUGAAGACCAUCUUUUUGUCCUUGUUUCCUACCUCAAGAAGUCAAUGCCUGGAGCUCAGGUGUUUUAUAAGAUUGCUGAUAAUCAACAGAAAAUGUGUUGUAGCCAUUAGCUGGUAAAAAUUGAUCACUGACUGGGAGAAUUAGUUUGUAUAAUCAAGUUUGUAGUAAUAUUUAAAUAUGCAAUUGGAAUUAGUUUAUGAUUGUCACAUGUAAUGAGACAGAGUGGAAAGCUUAGUCUUGUAUAAUGUUCAUACAGCACAUCAUUACACAGUGCAUUGAGGUAGUACAAGGUAAAACAAUUAGAGAAUGCAGAAUGAAGUGUAACAGCUACAGGGAAAGUGCCGUGCAUGUAAAGCAAUAUAGUGCAAGAUCAUAACAAAGUAGAUCAAAUCAAGGAACCAUUCAAUAGUCUUAUCACAGCGGGGCAGAAGCUGUUCUCUGGCCUGAUGGAAUGUGCUUUUCAGGCUUUUGUAUGAUUAGCCCAAUGGGAGGGGGGAGAAGGGAGAAUAUCUGGGGUGGAUGGGGACUUUGAUUGUGCUGGCUGCUUUACUGAGUCCACGGAGGGGAGAUUGGUCUCCAUGAUGUGCUGAGCUGUGUCCACAACUCUGCAAUUUAUUAUAUUUAUUUAGAGCAGAGCAAUGUCAAGCCAUUAUACAUCUAUGGUGUGUCUUUAAAAAGUAGUAAGGGUCAACGAGAGCAUGCCAUAUUUCUUUAGCCUCCUGAGGAAGUAGAGGCAUUGGAGAGCUUUCUUGGUUGCAGCGUCUACAUAGUUGGACCAGGGGAGGGUGAAGCAAAGUAUUCUAUUUUGACCUUCUCCACUUCUAAGUACCUGCCUUUUCCAGAGUUUCCUGAGCAUUGGGCUUCAUGUGGGAAUGCAAUUUCCAUACUAACCUGCACCCCGAGUGCCCGUAGGACUUAAAGCUAACUCUACCCCUCAUCUUAAAUUAGAGUGCUUUCCAGCUGCGAUGGAGGUGAGAGGCAAUUUAUAUUCUCACCUAUCUCAAAGAUUGAGUUUUCUUCCAGUUCUCCUCCUUUGACUCCAUGCUUAUUCCCUGGUCCAGUCCCCUAACCAAUUAUGUUUAUAGUGACAGUUCUGAUGCCCUCUAUCACUUUAACAGUUUCCAAUUCCUAAUCUUUAUCACAGAUUGUUUGUAUCUCCAACCUACAUCAGGAUGGUUUGACACCCCUCUCUUUCUUCCAUCUACAGAGGCCCAACAAGUUCCCUUCCACCAACACAGGCAUUCCAUGCCCUGAACCUGUUCUCACAUUGAAUAACUCCUAUUUCACCUUCGGUAGCGCAAUCACUUUACAAUGCCUGCAAUUGCUGAUUGGGGUUCAAUUCCAGCCACUGCAUGGAAAGAGUUUUUACAUUCUCCCCAUGACCGUGUAGCAUUCCACUUGAUGCUCCAGUUUUCUCCCAAAUCCAAAGAUCUAUGGUUAGGGUUAGUGAGUUGUGGGCAUGCUAUGCUGAUGAUACUUGUGGGUGUCCCAACACGAUCCUCGGGUUGUUGAUGCAAAACAACCCAUUUCACUGCAUACUUCGAUGUACAUGUGACAAUAAUCUUUAUCAUACACUUUCUCGAGAUUAAAGGUUUUGUCAUGGGACCGUGCAUGGGCCCAAGCUGUGACUGUCUUCCAGUAAAAUAUGAUGAGCAUCUUCUCUUUGGUCCUGCUGCAGUAUUCUUCCAUUCAUUAACUGUGUAUCAGUGCUGCUUCUUGCAUUUGUAUCAAACCCCAAAAUUUCUUAACUUUUUAUGAGUUUCUACAUAGCUCUCUCCAUGAAAUCAAUCUGACUCUUCUCCUCCUCUUUUGCCAUUAUUAUCUGACCCAGAGAAUCUUCUGCCAUUGCCCUGGUCAACGCAAUGAUAGAGUUCCCUUACUUGUUACUUUCCACUCUACCAGCUCCACAUUCAAUGGAUCAUAUUCCACAGUUUCUAUCAGUUCUAACAAGAUUCCACCACCAGACACACACUAUACCAUCCUGCUGAGCACUGGUGCCCCUCGACGUUGUGUGCUCAAUCCGCUGCUCAUGAUUGCACUGCCCGAUUUAGCUCAUGUCGGCUGCUGAUACUGUAGUGGUUGUCCUCAUCAGCAACAGUGAUGAGCUGGCAUACAGAUGAGGCUUAUCAAGUAGUGUGAGAACAACAGUCUGAGUCUCAACAUGGAUACUUACCACCCAUCCUACAAUUUCUAUGACCCACUACCAUCAAAAAGGAGGUACAGAGCAUCAGGACUAGGACUGUAACAGCUUCUGCCCCCAGGCUGUGAGACUAAUAAAUACCCGGCCACCACCGAGGUCUCAUCAGUAGGACAGUGAGACGUUUACUGUUUAUCUGCGCUGCACUUUACUAUGAGCAUUUUGAAUUAUAUUCUAUUAACUUAAUUAUAAUAUUUUGGUUUGUGGGCUGUGUGUGAUAUGUGUUGUGUGGGUGCACCGUGGUCUGGAGGAAUGUGGUUUCAUUGGUUGUAUGUACAGUCAGAUGACAAUAACCUUGAUCUCCCCAUUUCAGCAUUUUGCAGGGACCAUUUUUUUUGUGAUCUCUUAAAUCAAUCUUGACUUCAUCCGUCACUCCCACUUUCAUAGUACUUUCUCGAGCAACCGCAAGAGGUACAACACCAGCUCUUUCAUUCAUCUCUUUCCACCAUUCAGGGAUCCAAACAGUCUUUCAAGCAAAGUGACAAUGGACUCACACUUUUUCCAAGCCAGUGUACUGCAUUUGGUACUUACAACGCAGUCUCCUCUGCACUGGAGAAACCAAAUGGUAAUAGGUGACCAUUCGGUGCAGCAACUUUCAUUCUGUCUGCACAGGUGACCCUGAUCUUCCAGUUAUUUGCACUUUAACUCUCAUCUGUCUUCCACUCUGACCCAUCUGGUCAUGGUCCUCUGCACUAUUCUGAUGGAAGCUCAUUGUAAACUCAAGCAAAAGCAUUAUCAUGGUCCAUCUAGACCACUUGACAACACUGAGAUUCAGAUUCAUUUAUUUAUCACAUGUACAUCGAAACAAACAGCAAAAUGUGUCAUUUGCAUUAACUAACACAACCAAAAGAUAUGCUUUGGGCAAACCUGCAAAUGUCACCACACAGCUAAAAUGCCAUGCCAAUAAGUUCAGAACUACACAAGCAACAAAAAUAAGAUGGCAAAACAAGCUUCUUCCUUCCCUCUCACGCACAGAGGAUAGGCUGAUUCAGGGUCUCCAACCUCCAGUCCUUGGCCUGGAGUCUCAGUUGUCAGGCCUCCGACUGCCAGACACGCCAACUUAGCGCCAGUCUUAGCCUUAAAUACACCCAAUGGCUUGGCCUCCAAAGCCUUCUACAUUUCCAUUCCUUCUACAUUCUUCUUUUGAGUUAAACUAUAAUGGUCUCCAAUUAUGAUGCCAGCCUCCUAUAAAUUGUGUCCAGUCCAUCAGGAUUCAAUAUCUCAGUUACAAAUUAAAUUAGUUUAGAUAACUAUCAAAACUGGCCAAUUCUGCUGAAUGGUUAUCCAAUUGUAAAUUAAUACAGAAUCUCACUUUCUACAGACACUGUCUGAUCUGCUGGGCAUUCUCCUUUGUCCUCCGUUCACUGCACCAUCUCUGUGCAUUUCACAGAUAAUGUAUGCCCCACUUUUAUCUCUCUGUUCCCUCAUCAAUGUAUGUAGCAAUGUAUCACUACAGCAAUUCCCACCUCACCCUUUCAGAGAUAUUUCCUAUGUCCUAUCCAUUUCCCUCCCACCCUUGCAAAAUUAACUUUUCUUACUUUGCCAGUUCUGAUGAAGGGUUUUCAGUCUCCUUCUUAUUUCACAGAUUCUGACUAACCUGUUAGGCAUUUCCAGCACCUUCUAUCUUUACUGCAUAUUGGAAUGUCUUUAAGUUUUCUGGAUCUUUACUAACUGGGCAAUGUAUGCUGCACUCAUCAGCCUUUCCAAUAUUUACUGUCUUGCACUUUUAUGAUCAUCUACAACUGCUAAUGGAAUUUGUUCACUCUUUUAUAAAUCGCAUACAAGCCUGAUGUGGGAUGUGAUUUAUCCACUGAAUUUUGCAGUCGGUGCUUUAACUUAUCAUUCCCGCCUCCUUCCACUCAAAAAUUUAUACCACUGCAGAAUUACAGUGAUGUUGCCUCCACAAAUGUUUAAUGAUUGUUAUCCAUUCCACUUGAUGAAAAAUAUUUCUCACCCUCCUUAAUCCUUCUCACUAUGUGAGUUAAUCCAACUCUACUUUAGUCGACAGUACCAGCGACACAAGCCAAGAUUCUCUUCAGCAACACACACAAAAUGCUGGGGGAAUUAAGCAGGUCAAGCAGCAUCUAUGGAAAAGAAUAAACAGUCGCCGUUUCAGGCUGAGACCUUUCAUGAGUCUUGAAGAAGGGUGUCAGCCCAAAAC